Cladophialophora psammophila CBS 110553 is the source of this 696-nucleotide messenger RNA. RefSeq lists its product as uncharacterized. Gene Ontology annotation, molecular function: protein-N-terminal-alanine acetyltransferase activity; protein N-terminal-serine acetyltransferase activity. The coding region runs from base 1 to 696 and encodes 231 amino acids. Lineage: Eukaryota; Fungi; Ascomycota; Eurotiomycetes; Chaetothyriales; Herpotrichiellaceae. The record is from RefSeq and is a predicted model, not a curated record. The transcript has 2 exons.
AUGUCUACAGCGACAUUUCACUAUGAGCAGCGCCGCCUCGAGAACGAUCUCGUCGCCCUCGAGAUAUUUGAGCCCAGUGUCCAUGCAGCGCCCUUUGUCGAGAUGAUCAAGGCCCACCCGGACAUGUUUACAUACAUUCCUUUUCCGACAAUAAACGACGAGGCAGACUUCAUGAGACUCUACGAGGGUAUUUCCUCAUCGCCUGGGGACUGUCUGUUUGCCGUCAUUGACAAGGUCGCUUCUCCUGGAGAAGUGGGUGUGAACGGAAAGUUCGCCGGCGUCGUAUCCUUGAUUGGCACGAACAAAGACGACGCCGUCACAGAGAUGGGCGUUAUUAUCUUCCCGGCAUUUCAACGCACCCACGUGGCAACGAAUGCCAUCGGGCUUCUUCUUCUAUGGACACUGGAUCCGCCCUCCGCCGGCGGUCUAGGGUUGCGGCGCGUUGCAUGGAGAGCCCACGCGGAGAACGCGGCAUCUCGAAGAACUGCGUUGCGGAUCGGGUUCGAGUUUGAGGGGAUCGCGAGGUGGGAUCGCGUGUUUCCGCGCGGCAAGGUCGCACUCUCCGCAGAAGCUCUUAGGAUCAAGAACGGCACGCAGGAAGAACAGCCCGGGAGACACACGGCCGUCUUUUCGAUUGUAUGGGACGAGUGGGAUGAAAAGCGACCCCAAGUGGUCGCAUUAAUGGGGCGAAGAUAG